This is a messenger RNA of Oryzias latipes (Japanese medaka), 4448 nucleotides long. Its product is annotated as scavenger receptor cysteine-rich type 1 protein M130-like. The record is from RefSeq and is a predicted model, not a curated record. NCBI's taxonomy places the organism in Eukaryota, Metazoa, Chordata, Actinopteri, Beloniformes, Adrianichthyidae. Gene Ontology annotation, cellular component: membrane.
GUGGCCUGUCUGUGAGGUAGUUGAUGGUCCAAGCAGUGAGAUGUUGGUCCACGUCUGCAACCUCCAGCUGAUCUGCUCUUCAUCUCUUUCCAGACUCGGUCAGGCUGGAGAACGGAUCCAGUCGGUGUUCAGGCAGGCUGGAGGUGAAGUCCAACAACUUGUGGUCCUCCGUGUGUGAAGAUGACUUUGACCUGCUGGAUGCAGAGGUGGUCUGUAGGGAGCUGGGUUGUGGGGCUCCUUCAGUCCUCCAGGGGGCGCUCUAUGGAGAAGCAGAAGCUCCGAUAUUGACCAGAGAGUUUCUCUGUGAAGGUCAUGAGUCUGUUCUUCUGGACUGUGGAAGUUCAUGGAGGAAAACAAAAGCCUGUCCACCUGACAAAGCUGUUGGACUCACCUGCUCAGAUCCUGCUACUGUGAGACUGAUGGGAUCGAGUCGUUGUUCUGGUGAACUCCAGGUGAAAAGCGGAAGAGAAUGGAAAGCUGUUGAUGCCUGGGAAUUUCUAAGAACAGAGACAACAUUUACAAAUGUGUGCAAGAACCAGAAGUGUGGAUCCCACGUUUCACUGACAACUAAACAACUUGCAAGAGAAAAGCCAGUUUUCCAGAUUAGUUCUCUCUGUUUUCAUACAUUUCUACUAAAUAUUGAAGACUGUGCGUAUGAAGAUGCAAUGAGCAGCCAGACGAUGGAAAUCACCUGCUUAGACUCUGUCAGGCUGGAGAACGGAUCCAGUCGGUGUUCAGGCAGGCUGGAGGUGAAGUCCAACAACUCGUGGUCCUCCGUGUGUGAAGAUGACUUUGACCUGCUGGAUGCAGAGGUGGUCUGUAGGGAGCUGGGCUGUGGGGCUCCUUCAGUCCUCCAGGGGGCGCUCUAUGGAGAAGCAGAAGCUCCGAUAUUGACCAGAGAGUUUCUCUGUGAAGGUCAUGAGUCUGUUCUUCUGGACUGUGGAAGUUCAUGGAGGAAAACAAAGGCCUGUCCACCUGACAAAGCUGUUGGACUCACCUGCUCAGAUCCUGCUUCUGUGAGACUGAUGGGAUCGAGUCGUUGUUCUGGUGAACUCCAGGUGAAAAGCGGAAGAGAAUGGAGAGCUGUUGAUGCCUGGGAAUUUCUAAGAACAGAGACAACAUUAGCAUAUGUGUGCAAGAACCAGAAGUGUGGAUCCCACGUUUCACUGACAACUAAACAAUUUCCAAGAGAAAAGCCAGUUUUCCAGAUUAAUUCUCUCUGUUUUCAUAAAUUUCCACUAAAUAUGGAGGAAUGUGCGUGUGAAGAUACAAUGAGCAGCCAGACGAUGGAAAUCACCUGCUUAGACUCUGUCAGGCUGGAGAACGGAUCCAGUCGGUGUUCAGGCAGGCUGGAGGUGAAGUCCAACAACUCGUGGUCCUCCGUGUGUGAAGAUGACUUUGACCUGCUGGAUGCAGAGGUGGUCUGUAGGGAGCUGGGCUGUGGGGCUCCUUCAGUCCUCCAGGGGGCGCUCUAUGGAGAAGCAGAAGCUCCGAUAUUGACCAGAGAGUUUCUCUGUGAAGGUCAUGAGUCUGUUCUUCUGGACUGUGGAAGUUCAUGGAGGAAAACAAAAGCCUGUCCACCUGACAAAGCUGUUGGACUCACCUGCUCAGAUCCUGCUACUGUGAGACUGAUGGGAUCGAGUCGUUGUUCUGGUGAACUCCAGGUGAAAAGCGGAAGAGAAUGGAGAGCUGUUGAUGCCUGGGAAUUUCUAAGAACAGAGACAACAUUAGCAUUUGUGUGCAAGAACCAGAAGUGUGGACCCCACGUUUCACUGACAACUAAACAAUUUCCAAGAGAAAAGCCAGUUUUCCAGAUUAGUUCUCUCUGUUUUCAUACAUUUCUACUAAAUAUUGAAGACUGUGCGUAUGAAGAUGCAAUGAGCAGCCAGACGAUGGAAAUCACCUCCUUAGCUUCUGGAUCCACAGACUCUGUCAGGCUGGAGAACGGAUCCAGUCGGUGUUCAGGCAGGCUGGAGGUGAAGUCCAACAACUCGUGGUCCUCCGUGUGUGAAGAUGACUUUGACCUGCUGGAUGCAGAGGUGGUCUGUAGGGAGCUGGGCUGUGGGGCUCCUUCAGUCCUCCAGGGGGCGCUCUAUGGAGAAGCAGAAGCUCCGAUAUUGACCAGAGAGUUUCUCUGUGAAGGUCAUGAGUCUGUUCUUCUGGACUGUGGAAGUUCAUGGAGGAAAACAAAGGCCUGUCCACCUGACAAAGCUGUUGGACUCACCUGCUCAGUUUCCAUGUUUCUCAAACAAUCUUUGAUUUUUUGGGUUCUUUCAGAUCCUGCUACUGUGAGACUGAUGGGAUCGAGUCGUUGCUCUGGUGAAGUCCAAGUGAAAAUCGGAAGAGAAUGGAGAGCUGUUGAUGCCUGGGAAUUUUCAAGAACAGAGCCAACAUUAGCAAAUGUGUGCAAGAAGCUGAAGUGUGGAUCCCACGUUUCAUCAACAACUAAGCAAGUUCCAAAAGAAAAGCUAGUUUUCCAGAUUAGUUCUCUCUGCCUUCAUACAUUUCCACUAAAUAUGGAGGAAUGUGCGUAUAGAGAUACAAUGAGCAGCCAGACGAUGGAAAUCAUCUGCUUAGACUCUGUCAGGCUGGAGAACGGAUCCAGUCGGUGUUCAGGCAGGCUGGAGGUGAAGUCCAACAACUCGUGGUCCUCCGUGUGUGAAGAUGACUUUGACCUGCUGGAUGCAGAGGUGGUCUGUAGGGAGCUGGGCUGUGGGGCUCCUUCAGUCCUCCAGGGGGCGCCGUAUGCAGAAUCAGAGGCUCCAAAGUGGAACAAAGAGUUUUCCUGUGAAGGUCACGAGUCUGCUCUCCUGGACUGCAACCACGCCAGACUAGAGAGAAGCUGCUUAGCGGAGAAAGUUGUUGACCUCACCUGUUCAGGAAUCAUCCGCUUAGAGGGAGACGUCAGUCACUGUGCUGGAACACUGGAGAUGUUUUACGGUGGAGAAUGGGGACCAGUAGCUGAUUCUAACUGGAGCCGGGACUCCGCCUCUGCAGUGUGCGCUCAGCUGGGUUGUGGUUCUGCUCUGUCUUCUAGAAGCAAAGACAACUUUCUAAACAGAUCUGUGUGGUGGAUCCAGCCUCCGUGUGGCCUAUCACUGGAAGGCUGUAAUAUUAUGCAGUGGGUUGAUCACAGCGAAUUUACUCUUGAAAUAUUAUGUUCAGUCUCUGUUGUCGGUUUGAUGAUCCGUUGGUGUGUCGUCUCGGUGGGUUUGAUGGCGAUGAUCCUCGUCACCUGCUUCUACGCCACGACCGGCAGAAAACCAGACGGAGAACACGAGAGGAACCGAGACGAUCCUGAUGGUUCUGGAUCUGGAGGCUGCACAGAGGAGAUGACUGCAGUGUAAAGGAAAGAAUGAACAGCUGAAAAACUCUGCAUUAGAUUUCAAGAUGUUCCAUAAACGUCAAUAUCAAUAUUAACGUUUUACCCCAAACAAUAUUAAAGAUAAAACUAACGAAAAAGUAGCUUGUGUAAAGAAAAAGUGAUUGUCAUUCUUGCUCAUGUAAUCCUAAUUUUGGACAAAGAGAAUGAGGUGACCGUUAGAUGCAGAUGUUGUACAAAAGCUGUGAAGUAAAAAGCGCUUUCAUCCACCAGAUGUUGACAUAGACCAAUAACUGUUUACUGACGGCGGCGUCUGAAUUGGGGAAAAUGGCGGCAUCAUUUUGCUGGAGGCGGUAGAUGGCUGUUUUCUAUGGGUGACAUCACACUGGCUCAGUCCAGUUCACUCGUACAGCCAAUGGCCGUUCAUCUUUGUUUUAGGGUGUCCAGUGUGCACAGAUGCUCACUGGAUUGGCUAAUAUAGACCACACUGCACUGCUUUGAACUAUUUGUCAUCAGAAAAAAAAAAGAAACUUUAUUUCAUCCUAGUUUUCAUCAUCAUAACACAGUGGACUAAUUAAUAGUCUUUGUAAAAGUUCAUAUUGUUGCUAUUGAAGAAAAAAAGAAGUAGUGAGUUGUGGGUCCAUAUUGCGUUACAAUCCACUGGUUUUUCCUGCACUAUAUAGUUUUUAGUGGUAGAGAAUAGUGACACAAUCCGGUCACGGCCUAAAAUAACCUUUAUUGGCCCCGCAAUCGCUUAAUCAACUAGCUUUUAUAGAAUAUUCAGAAUUUACUUACAUUGAAUAUUUGCAGAAGUUACCAAGGAAAAGCAGGACUCAGCAAACUGAAAUACAUAUCUGGCAAACAUGAGGACCAAUCAAUCAUGCCGAUCACACCAGAUGUGUCCUGGCCUGGUUCAACAACAACCACCUGACCUGCAGGGUAGAAAUUGGACGACUGAUGGUGGAAGAAGGAGAGGAGGAAGAAUUGAUUGUAGACAGAUAGAAGGAAAGGCAGGAGUGAAGGACUUGGAGGAGGAAAAAGAUGAGUGACAGCAAAGCCGUGGAUGUAGAGAGCGUAGCCAGACAGCACAGAAUGUUGGUGUGGGGUAGACUCUGGUGGUGAGGAU